CGAUGCGCGUUCAGUAGGAGGAGAUAUUCCCGUCGACUACAAGACGCUGAUAUGCCGAUUCCGUCUCUCAAAGGUAAACCAGACACUUACAUACGCACUUGUUGCACGUAACGAAAAACUGUUGCACGUAAAAGGAAACCAAUGCAGCCUCGGGCAUGAGAGAGUAGGCUUUUGUUUCCUUUCAGAGCCGGAGUUUCCGUGUAGGCUUUCUAGUCACAACGCGAAUUCUUGUAUAACAUUUUUUCCCCUUCUAUAAAAAAUACGGUACGCCUUUGACGUAUUCUCGAAAAGAAAAAGUAUCAUGCGUGGCUUCACAGUCAGGAGUAAAGACGGGGGACUCAUGAACUCCACCCGGCCCCACUUCGCCAACCUUCAAAAUCUCAAAUUGCGGCUUUCUCGCGAAGCCACGAACGUAAUAAAUCACCCGGAUUACCCCUCCCCCUCCACCAUCAAAACCCUAUUUCCGGCGGGCCUCGUACUGGGUGCUGGCGAUGGCCGACGGCGUCCUCUCGUCUGCCGUCCACCCGAACGGGCACUCCCCGGAGUUCGUCUUCAGGCAGUACCGCGGCCGCCGCGCCGGCAUUGUGAAGGCCCUCACCGAAGAUGUGGAGGAGUUCUACGAGCAGUGCGACCCUGACGAGAAGGCCUUGUGCCUCUUUGGACUGCCUGAUGGGACCUGGGAAGUGAGUCAACUACCUGAGGAGAUCCCUGUUCAACUUCCUGAGCCAGUAUGUGGGAUAAACUUUGCUCGUGAUGUUACACCCAAGAAAGUUUGGCUAUCUAUGAUAGCUAUUCAUAGUGAUGCAUGGUUAAUGUCCAUAGCAUUUUACCAUGCGGGUCGUGUCUCAUUUGACAGAGUUGGCAGGGAACAGCUCUUCAGGUUGAUCAAUCGUCUUCCCACUGUCUAUGAAGCUGUGACAGGAAGCUAUGAGAGGCAAGCACAGACCGCCAACGGCAGCAGGAAAAAUAAGUCCAGCUCCCAGCCACCAAACCAAUUCACUUCUAACUGCAAGCCGGUGACACCGGCCCUGCCGACGCCCAAGGAAGAUAACUACGCCGAUUUUAACAGCUGGACGGUAAUGGAGGACCGGCCAAUGCUCAAGGAAGAGGAUGGUGGCAAAGAGGGUGGAGGCGGCGAGGAUCAAGCUAUAACCAAGUGUGCCGGUUGCAAGGAGAUCUACAGCGCUAACGACGGGCACCUAUGGAUUGGCUGCGACCACUGUCAGAGGUGGUUCCACGGCAAGUGUGUCGGCGUGACUGCUGAGAUGGCGAGCCGAAUCGAGGACUACAUGUGCCCUGGUUGCAGCUACAAAGCCACGACAAAAGCUUCUGACUCAAUAUAGCGGUGACGAUGAAAGCUUCCGACUCGUGAUGGUGGUGACUGGUGAUGCUUGUUGAACCAUGGGAAAUUCUCUCAUUUCCCAACGAUGCUGUUUGCUCCACUGUUGCGUUAGCUUGGUGACAUGUUAGGAUUUUGGCUGGUGAUGGGGACAGGAGGUGGAUUUGUACAGGCCGUUGGCUCGGGUUCAAACAUCCGAAUGUGGUGCUCCUUUUUUUGAGUUCUGAGACCGUUUCAAAUCAAAAUCAUCUGAGGGGACAUAGUA
Molecule: messenger RNA, 1604 nt
Organism: Aegilops tauschii subsp. strangulata
Lineage: Eukaryota; Viridiplantae; Streptophyta; Magnoliopsida; Poales; Poaceae
Product: PHD finger protein ALFIN-LIKE 4
Biological process (GO): regulation of DNA-templated transcription
Cellular component (GO): nucleus
Molecular function (GO): transcription cis-regulatory region binding; histone binding; transcription coregulator activity
Source: RefSeq, a predicted model, not a curated record